This is a messenger RNA of Numida meleagris (helmeted guineafowl), 900 nucleotides long. RefSeq names its product putative serine/threonine-protein kinase F31E3.2 (gene RSKR). Lineage: Eukaryota; Metazoa; Chordata; Aves; Galliformes; Numididae. The record is from RefSeq and is a predicted model, not a curated record. The transcript is spliced from 8 exons. Gene Ontology annotation, molecular function: ATP binding; protein kinase activity. The coding region runs from base 110 to 802 and encodes 230 amino acids. Gene Ontology annotation, biological process: protein phosphorylation.
ACCCAAGGGGCCGCUCACCCUCUCUGCUUUGUGUCCCCAGAGACAGGUCAGGCACCCGUUUGUCCACGGCCUUGGGGACAGCUGGCAGGGCCAGCGCCACCUCUUCAUCAUGUGCACCUACUGCAGCACUGGGGACCUUCAUGCACUGUGGCGUGCCGCUGGGCGCUUCGCCGAGGCCACCGUCCGCCUGUUUGCUGCCGAGCUGGUGCUGGUGCUGGUGUACCUCCACGACUUGGGCAUCGUGCACAGAGAUGUGAAGAUGGAGAACAUCCUCCUGGAUGAGAGAGGGCACCUCAAGCUCACUGACUUUGGCCUUUCCCGACACCUGCGCUGUGGUGAGCGGGCGCACACCAUCUGUGGCACUCUGCAGUACAUGGCUCCAGAGGUGCUGAGUGGGGGUCCCUACAGCCACACGGCCGACUGGUGGUCCCUGGGUGUCCUGCUCUUUGCCCUGGCCAGCGGGGAGUUUCCAGUGCCGCCAGCGAGGGACCACGUGGCCAUGCUGGAGCGUGUCAAAGAGUGCAGCUACGUGAGCCCCCCCUCGCUCAGUCCCGCGCUGGGCCGGCUGCUGGCCGAGCUGCUGUGCCACAAUCCUCUUCGCCGCCUGCGCUACCUCCACCACUUCCAGGGCCACCCUUUUUUCCGGGGCCUGGCCUUCGACGCCGAGCUGCUGCAGAAGGACCCGGUGGCCGUGGCUGUGGCCCCACGCCCCACCGAGCAGCCCCCACCUGAUCCCACCACCUUUGACGACUUCGACUGCGACCUCACUGCCAGCCCCCCGAACCGGCCGUGGCCUGGCUGAGCCUCCACUGGAGGAACACCCGCACCACUCAGGGACAAACCCCCCCCCGCCCUCUGUACCUCUCCCCACAGGAGCAAUAAACCCAGACCCCACGGUAA